GAGCGAUUCUUCCCCGGCAACGCGCCACCGCCUACGCUUCCUCUUCAGCACCUUGCAGCCCCGCCUCACUUUCUACAGGCUCCUCUUCCUAUUCAGCAACUUGCACCAUAUCCUCAGUUUCUGCCACAUCAGCUUCCUCUUCAGCAACUUGUUCUCCCGGCUCCAUCGCCGCCGCCGGACGUGCUGCCGUGGUUCUUUCAGCACACGGCGGCCGGGCGGCGCAGCGACCGCGGGUCAUCGCUAAUUAAUUUCCUUGACCGUGAUUUGGCUUCUAUUCUUUCUCUUCUCAGUAUGGCCCACAAAUCAGUAUUGGAUGGACGAGGCACCAGGAGGCCCACCUGUCAGUGUUCUGGUGGCACGUCGCCGAGUCAUAUGGUGACGUGCGGGUUGCUGCUUGGCUCGGGCAGUUUCGACUUUCGACUUCUUCCACAGUUCGGAGACGCGAGGUGGGAAGGGUGGGGAGAAGGCGUGAGCGCGAGGAAAGUGGGGAUGGAGAGGCUUCCGAUCUCGAUUACCCCGGUUGCCGAAUCGAGAAUCUAAUUCGGUUCCACCCAACACCUCAGAUCGGAUUCCAACCCCCCAAAUCGGCCCACCCACUUUCCCCAAAUCGAUCGUCUUUGGGAAUUUUGUUUUUUGGGCGAUUUUUUGGGGCCACCGAUCGGAUCGGGCUGAGUUGAGUUGAUCGGGGAGCGAUGCGAAUCGAGGAGCUUCCGGGCGAUUCCGGAGGAGGAGGUGGGGGAGAGGGUGGGGAGGAGCUUCCGCAGCUGCGUCUCGGGGACUGCGGCGCCGCGGCGGGGGAGGGUGGGGUGGUGAUGCGGGUGGCCGUCGACGCGAAGCGCGCGGCGGUGGGCGUCGGCGCGCGGAUGCUGUUCUACCCGACGCUCUGCUACAACGUCGUGAGGAAUCGGCUUGAGUCGCACUUCCACUGGUGGGAUCAGGUCGACGAGCAUGUUCUGCUCGGUGCUGUUCCAUUCCCUAGCGAUGUUCUCCGUCUAAAGGAGCUUGGAGUUUGUGGUGUGGUAACACUGAAUGAAUCAUAUGAGAGGCUCGUCCCUAGAUCGCUAUACGAGGCUCAUGGAAUCGAAAACCUGGUGCUACCAACAAGGGAUUACCUUUAUGCACCUUCUUUUGUCAACCUUUGUGAAGCUGCUGAUUUCAUCCACAGAAAUGCUUUAUCUGGGAAGUUAACUUACGUCCACUGCAAAGCUGGUCGUGGACGUAGCACUACUGUUGUUAUUUGCUACUUGGUGCAAUAUAAAAAUAUGACUCCUGCAGAAGCUUAUGAACAUGUCCGCUUGCGUCGGCCUAGGGUGUUAUUAGCUUCUGCACAGUGGCAAGCUGUGCAAGAAUUCUACCAACUUAGAGUGAAGAAAACUGGGAAGUCUGCUUGCCUCGACAAUCCUAUCAUCAAGCCACCGUUGUUCCUUGCGACUCGUAACCUUGUUGCAUUUGAUGACAGCGCAUUUGUGAUGGUCUCAGAAUCAGACCUAGAAGGGUAUAAUGCGGAUACGUUGGCACUUAAUAUGGGCAGUGGAUUGUGGGAGAUAAGCUUAAUAUACCGUGUGCAGUUUGCUAGCAAGGCAGCUUUUGCUGGUUUUUCAUACCUGUGGCUUCGAUGUUGCGCCUGCAAGGAGGCUCUACCUGAGAAUGUGGGGAGAGAGACCUGCUCUCUUGAGGCAGAGCAGAUGACAACUGGGCAUCCCUGUCUACUGCAAGGUGUUGUGGUUAACCCAUGAUUGUCUGAGUUCUCUUGUGUUUUUGCAUUGCUCCUGUACAUAUUAAAGAGAAGGACGUGCAAUGUGGGUCCGUAACUCGUGUCUGCAGCAACCAAAGAGUGAAGUUGCUCGGGUUUGUAUAUAUAUCAUGUAAUAAGUUGACUGCUACGUGUAUAUUAUGUUAAAUGAAAAGCGUCUCAACUUGCUGACCAAAUGUGUUCCAUCAA
Molecule: messenger RNA, 1942 nt
Organism: Panicum hallii
Lineage: Eukaryota; Viridiplantae; Streptophyta; Magnoliopsida; Poales; Poaceae
Product: putative dual specificity protein phosphatase DSP8
Exons: 6
Coding region: 693-1736 (347 amino acids)
Biological process (GO): protein dephosphorylation
Molecular function (GO): phosphatidylinositol-4,5-bisphosphate 5-phosphatase activity; protein tyrosine/serine/threonine phosphatase activity
Source: RefSeq, a predicted model, not a curated record